AUCAUAUAUCUUCAUUUAGCAUCACUUCCUAUCUAAACCUCUCUUCUCAACCCAGCAAAAAUGGCUCAAACCACCAUCAACACUGGUCUCCCAAUGUCCGAAAACAUCACUAGGCCAACAGACACCACUCCUCUCAUGACCCAAAUUGCUCCCACCACUAAUCCAGUCCACGAAAUCAUCCCUAGGGCCACCAAUCUCAACCCGAGGAGUCUUACUCCUCUUACCCCAUCCAUAUCCCCCGCCUACCCGGUCCAACAAGUAGUCAUGCCUGCAGCCGUGGCGGCUAAUGUUAGUGCCAUCGCUCCACCUAGUCAGGUGGUAACUCCGUUGCAGGCCAAGAUCAUUCCUGCGGGCCGGGGAAUUAGGAAGAGGGGAGAUUUUCUUGCAAGCUCCGAGGACACAACCAUGAUGGAUCAUGUUAGAGCCACUCAUGAUAUGGAUGCAGUCCAUUACAAAGUGAAACCUCUCGUGCACUUGAUUGAGGAUAUAAUGCCCCGUGCAAAUGCUACUAUUCCAGGAGUUCAGAGUGUUCAGACUCAAUCAUCAGCACGUCUAGAUGCAAUCUUGGAAGAGAAACAGGUUCUCCAUUCUGGCCUUAAUGAAGUCAUUGAAGCAUUUUCCUAUCCUGUCUAUAGAACUUCUUUUGAGAUCAUUGGUGGAUAUUCCACCAACAGAGAUGCACACUCAAUAACCUUAUCAGUCCUCAAACUGCUAGCAAACUUCUGGUGGGACGCAAAGGUUGUGAUCGCCUUCGCCGCCUUUGCGCAGCAAUACGGCGAGUUCGGCCUAGUGGUCCGCCUCUACCCCACCGACCCACUGGCAAAGUCGGUGGCCACCAUCGUGCAGAUUCCGGACCUGAUGGAGAGCUCUGAAUCGUCGAGAGCGGUGAGUUCUAAGUUCCGGGAAGUCGCCAAGCUGGCCGACAAAAUGCUGGAGGUUACUCACAAGAUUAUUGCGUUGAAAGAGAUUGGGUCAGAGGAGAAAUCGCUGAAGGUGAAGUACAGGGUUAGUUUGUACAAGGAGCUUGCUGAAUCUUUGUCGCCGGUGACGGCGGAGCAGGAGAAUAUAAUAGCAAAGGCUUCGUAUUAUGUGGUGAAAGCCGCCGUGACUUGUUCUCUGGUUAUCCUCAACCUAUUGGCUGUUGGACGAGAUUACUACUCCUCAACUGAAGAGGAGUUGGAGAUAUCCACUUUGACUCAUAAGCUCGGUUACAUACUUGGUGAUCUACAAAAGGCACUGCAAAAAUCCACCCAAGAAAUAGGCAAAAUAAAGCACACAAUCAAACGGAAAAUUCUUGAAGAAACUUUGGCUAGAACGCACACUGAUAACAAGUACUCGGCAGAACUCAUCACAUGUGGUGAAAAUGAUCCAACACCCAUCAUUCAUGGAACAGGACUUGAAAUGAAAAAGCAUGGACUUGAUAUUUUGAGGAGAAAGUAUGUGUUCCUAUUGGUAUCAGAUUUGGACAUCCCUAAUGAAGUCAUCACUAUGCUCCGCCAUAUGUAUCUGGAAUCAAAGCAAGAUCCAAGCAGGGCAGAAAGUCAAUUUGAGAUUGUUUGGCUUCCAAUUGUGGACCGAAGAUCGCCCUGGACUGGGGCUAAGGAAGACCAGUUCACGCUGGUUAAAGGUAGCAUGCCAUGGUAUUCAGUAUCUCACCCUUCCAAGAUUGACGAAGCAGUGUAUGGGUAUGUGAAGGAGGUAUGGGGUUUCACCCACAAACCUCUGCUUGCCGUUGUGGAUCCUCAAGGAAAGUUAACAAACGUCAAUGCCCUCCCCAUGUUUUGGAUAUGGGGAAGUGUUGCAUUCCCCUUCAACAAACUUAAGGAAGAAUCUCUAUGGGAUGAAACAUCUUGGAGCAUGGCACUCCUAGCUGACUCCAUUGACCAAAACCUCUUUACAUGGUUGAAUGAAGGGAAGUACAUAUGUUUAUAUGGAGGAGAGGACAUGGAUUGGAUUAGGAACUUCACAAAGAGGACAAGAUAUGUGGCACAACAAGCACGGAUCCCUCUAGAAAUGCUGUAUGUGGGAAAGAUGAACGUGAAAGAAAGGAUCAAAAGGAACAGUGCGACAAUACAGGAGGAGGGGCUGAGCAGCAUCCUUCAAGACCCAACCAUGAUUUGGUUCUUCUGGGAGAGGCUAGAGAGCAUGUGGUUCCUCAAGGGAGAAAAAACUCUUGCAAUGCGCGGUGACGAUAAAACUUACAUUAUCCCUGAAGAGAGCAGGGACCCCAUUCUGCAGCAAGUGAAAGCGAUCCUCAGCUACGACGGCAGCAACCGAUGCUGGGCGGUGUUUAGCAGAGGGUUGGGUGAGAUGACCAAAGGGGAAGGCAGCAAUGUGGUCAAAGUGUUGAAUAACUUUGAUAGCUGGAAGCAUGAAGUGACUGAUGUGAAUGCGUUUAUUCCUGCGAUGGAUAAACAGCUCCGUGGGCUGUACACUAAGCACCACUGCACCCGCAUGGUUGUGCCCGCGGCUGUGGGGCACUACCCGGAGACGGUGGCUUGUGUGGAGUGCGGGCGAACUAUGGAGAAGUUCUUCAUGUAUAGUUGCUGCCUGGACGAGUAUGAGAAUUAAAUUUUGCCGCAAAAGCCAGACCGGUCCGGUCAAUUGCAUCCAAAUAAAGAUCUUGAAUCUUCAGAUCCAUUAUUAGUGUCUGCUCCACCAUACUUUUUGUUACAGUGUGUUAUGUAAAAUAAAGAAUGCAAGAAAGAUGCAGGAUAUGAUAUGAUGCAUCAUUUCACUGGCUUUCCUCUAUUAUUAAUACUUAGAUUGUUGUAUUGGGAGUAUAAUAAUAUGAUCAAUGAAUCUAUUAUGAGUUAUGUUCCGCUAA
Molecule: messenger RNA, 2827 nt
Organism: Ipomoea triloba (trilobed morning glory)
Lineage: Eukaryota; Viridiplantae; Streptophyta; Magnoliopsida; Solanales; Convolvulaceae
Product: protein SIEVE ELEMENT OCCLUSION B-like
Exons: 7
Coding region: 61-2571 (836 amino acids)
Biological process (GO): phloem development
Source: RefSeq, a predicted model, not a curated record